Messenger RNA from Gastrolobium bilobum, 974 nucleotides. Its product is annotated as stem-specific protein TSJT1-like. The record is from RefSeq and is a predicted model, not a curated record. The transcript is spliced from 4 exons. The coding region runs from base 70 to 834 and encodes 254 amino acids. Lineage: Eukaryota; Viridiplantae; Streptophyta; Magnoliopsida; Fabales; Fabaceae.
UUAACUUGUGUAGCUAAUUGGGAUUCAUUUUCCCUAUUUUGAGGCCUGAGAUAUUGGUGCAGAAUCAAAAUGUUGGCAAUUUUCCACAAGGCUUUUGCUCAUCCACCUGAAGAGCUAAACAGUCCUGCAUCUCACAAAGGUUCCAAAAAGCCUAAAGUUCCUGAGGAAACUCUUAAGGAUUUCCUUUCCCAUCAUCCUCAUAACACUUGCUCUAUGAGCUUUGGUCAUGCUGCUGUGUUGGCUUAUGUUCGACCUGAUAAGCCUUUCUCAGUUCAUCAAAGGUUGUUUUGUGGGGUUGAUGACAUAUACUGUCUCUUCUUGGGAAGCUUGAACAAUCUGAACUUACUCAAUAAGCAAUAUGGUUUGUCAAAGGGUACUGAUGAGGCCAUGUUUGUGAUUGAAGCUUAUAAGACUCUCCGUGACCGUGGUCCAUACCCUGCAGAUCAAGUUGUCAAGGACCUUGAUGGAAGCUUUGCCUUUGUUGUCUAUGACAGCAAAAUUGGCAGUGUCUUUGCAGCACUGGGCUCUGAUGGUGGAGUGAAGUUGUAUUGGGGUAUUGCAGCUGAUGGAUCUGUGGUUAUCUCUGAUGAUCUAGAUGUCAUUAAAGAGGGUUGUGCUAAAUCCUUUGCUCCCUUUCCAACAGGGUGCAUGUUUCACAGUGAAGGAGGUUUGAUGAGCUUUGAGCAUCCAAUGAACAAGUUGAAGGCAAUGCCUAGGGUAGACAGUGAAGGGGCCAUGUGUGGGGCCAACUUCAAGGUUGAUAAGUUUGCAAGAGUAAACAGCAUUCCUCGAGUUGGAAGCCAAUCCAAUUGGAUGGAAUGGGACCAACAUUAGGCCUUAAAAUGUAAAUACACCCUUAUGUAUGGUUCAUAUAAAAUAAAAAUGUCAUCAAUGCUCCUUUCCUAACUUACCCACCCUACCCUUCUGAAUUUGUUUUAUUUUCUUCUUACUUGUGUUGUUUUCCUGUUUCCUUC